Messenger RNA from Limulus polyphemus (Atlantic horseshoe crab), 1040 nucleotides. RefSeq lists its product as uncharacterized. NCBI's taxonomy places the organism in Eukaryota, Metazoa, Arthropoda, Merostomata, Xiphosura, Limulidae. The transcript is spliced from 9 exons. The record is from RefSeq and is a predicted model, not a curated record. Bases 75 to 1040 code for a protein of 321 amino acids.
GUACGGGUUGAACAGUCAACUGAAAUUUAGUUUCAAUUCCUUCGUUUAACAAGUUUGUGUUGAUUGUUUCCGUCAUGAAUCCAUAUUUUUCUGCCUCAUGUUGGAUAUUCAUUCUUGCUACAUCUCUGACUAGGUGUCUUUAUGGUGAAUCCUUACCUGAGAAAUCUACAAAAAAUACAGAAAAGGAAAAUGUUGAGGCACUGUUUUCCGAAUUUUGGACAUGGAGGUUGCAACAAAGUCCAGAAUUUGCCUCUGAAGUAGGAAACCACACGUUUGAUGACCGCCUAGAUUCAUACGCUCUAGAAGUCUUCAGAAAAAGAAUGACAGAUGCUGAGAGGUUCCUUCAAAUCGCUCACGAAUUACUUCCUAAUUUGGAAGAUGGAACGUACCGUUCUAACUUAGAACUUUUAAUUUCCGAACUGCAACUAUUCGUUGACGGUAUGAAAUUUUCAGGGUAUUUUUUUCCUGUUAAUCGCUUAGAAGGAGUACAGCGGAACUUGGUAAUUACAGUGAACAGUGCUAUGAAGUUUGAUACCACUGAAGACUUUAGAAAACUGAUUUCACGGUAUCGUGCUUUUCCAAAACAGGCAGAGGAAAUAAUUGAACUAAUGAAAGAAGGAAUCCGUCAAGGUCGAACUAACCAUGCUGUCUCCAUGAAACAUGUAGUUGAACAGUUUGCACUUCUUCAGAAACCUGUAGAGCUUUCACCAUUCUUCAAACCAUUUUUGUCCUUCCCGGAGUCAGUACCAUCUACAGAACAGGAGACACUGAAAUCUGAAGCUAAGCAAGCGAUUGAAAAAGAUUUGUUGCCUGCCUUUAAGAAGCUCGAAACUUUUAUAGAAAAGUUAAUAAAAGUGCUUGGAAAAAAUUCUUCAAGGUCAGAUUUCUUUCAAAAUCUAAGAAGUGAUCCCAGGUUUUUCUUUAAAACAAAAGAGGAUCUUCUAAAUGCUUACAAAGAUACUGUUGAUAACAUCAUUAGGCCGAAGCUUCCACUAGUUUUCAAGAACAUUCCUAAGGCCAAGUUAAUGUAUGUAUUAUAA